Molecule: messenger RNA, 8613 nt
Organism: Melanotaenia boesemani (Boeseman's rainbowfish)
Lineage: Eukaryota; Metazoa; Chordata; Actinopteri; Atheriniformes; Melanotaeniidae
Gene: dido1
Product: death inducer-obliterator 1
Exons: 17
Coding region: 232-7833 (2533 amino acids)
Biological process (GO): apoptotic signaling pathway; DNA-templated transcription
Cellular component (GO): nucleus
Source: RefSeq, a predicted model, not a curated record
UGUCUUCUGUGAACCGUCAGCCAUCUGCCGCAGUCAAAUCCAACGGGAAUGGAAAAUGGAGGACUGACCGAGGGAAGAACGAGGACAUAUCUUCGUUAUUUCUAGAAUGUAGAUCCUUUAACCUUGUACUGAUGAUAACUGAUUUGGUGUCAUUUUGUCAGAAGAGACAUCUUAUUACCCAUCACUGCUAAAUAGCAGUCAUUGAGUUUGAAAGUAGUGACUCCAUCAUCUAUGGAGGGGAAUGUGAGCCCUGAGCUCUGUCUAGCUCCUGAGCCAGAGCAGAGCCAGGACCGUUUGGAUAGCUGUUCUCAAGGCUUUGGAGGGGAUAGCAAGCAGAAGAAACUGUUUCAAACAGAAAGCGAGAAUGUGGCCAAAGCGUUGCUAGAGGAGCCUGAUAAGUCUGUGAAUGCUAACAGCGAAGUGAAGAAGACUUGGGGUUUUCGUCGCUCCACUGUUGCAAAGAGAGGGAUGCCGGUGGAGGCGGCGACCGACAGCACAGAUAACCGCUGUGCAGUGCGGCGUAGCGGCCGGCAGCCGAAGCGCACUGACAAACUAGAGGAAUUCCUCUUGACUACCAAAAGAGGGUUAAGAAAGAGUGCUCCUCCCAGUGUGGAAAGUGGAGAUCCUCCUUCUCAAACCCCAACCGAUGCAGAGACAGCCUCUGAAGCCAGCUUCGAUGGCAGUGCUGACUCCAAAACCAUAGAGGACAAAGCAGAGUCCCCUGAACGGAGGACGAGAAGUGGCGCAAAGAAACAGGCUCAACGGAAAACUGGGAGACAGACCAGAGCCAGUGGUAGGGCGGCAGCCAAAGACGAGGGAAGCUCUGAGAAUGAAGAAGACAGUAGAGAUGCCAGCAACACUGAUCAGUUUCAGCAAAACAGUGAGGAGAAAAAAGAUGAUCCCAGCUCUGAAGAUGUAGGUAGCAAUAAUGCAGGGGAGGACUCUGAGAAGAGGGACGCUCAUGAGGACGAGGAUGAAGACAAAACAGAGGAGGAGACUGUUGAGGACAGCGCAGACCAGCCUGCAGCUUCAACGGGAAGACGUGGACCAAUAAGAACUUACGUCAAUAAAAAGAGGGCAGCUAAAAAGAACACUACACCAGUGAAAGCUCCUGUUCCUGCCAGCAAGAACACUGCUCCUGCUAAGAAGGACAUCAAGCCCAAAGCUGCCCAGCCGAUGGGAAAAAUGAGCAAGCCUCAGCUCGAAGAUGACGAAGACGAGUCCUCUAUGUCUUCGUCUUCAUCAUCAUCAUCAUCAUCAGUUGAAUCUGAUGAUGGAGGCUACGACCCCAAUGCACUAUACUGUAUCUGUCGUCAGAAACACAACAAACGGUUUAUGAUCUGCUGUGACCGCUGUGAGGAGUGGUUUCAUGGGGACUGUGUGGGAAUCACGGAGGCCCGCGGGCGACUGAUGGAGAGAAACGGGGAAGACUACAUCUGUCCCAACUGCACAGCAAAGAAAAACCAGGUGGUCAGGCCUGCCACGUCCAUCCUCCCUUUAAGUGGAGAGAUCUUGAAGCCCAAAGCUGACGUCGCUCCUCCAGUAAAUGCUUCUGCCACCUUCACUACAACUGCUGAGAAAGCCGUCACCAGUGGAGCAGACCCGGGUCCAUCCGCUGGUCGGGCUGUAGCUCCGCCCUCCAUGGCGAGCGGGACGGAAGAGAAAGGAGCAGAGGACUUUGGCAUCAAAGGCAGGAUAGAGAAGGCCAUUAAUCCAACUGGAAAAAAGAAGAUAAAGAUCUUUCAGCCGCAGGCAGUUCAACAGCCACUUGUGCGUAAAACGGACCAGAAAGCGGCAGCAGCUGUGGAAACGAAGGCGACAGCCCCAGAGCAGAAGGUUGCAACCGUUGUGGAGGUGAAAACCACACCAACGGUGGAAGCGUCGGAGGACAAGUCCGGGCAGAAAGCUGAGGACUCUUCACUUCCUAAAUGUAUCGGGCCUGGCUGCGAUAGCAAUGCCCAGCCAGACUCUGUGUACUGUGGACCCGACUGCAUCCUGAGGCACGCCGCUGCAGCCAUGAAGUCCAUCACCGACGUCAAAGAGCCCAAGCAGGACAAGGCCAAGGCUCAGAAAAACAAGUCCACCGCAAAGAGGAGUGGUGCUGGUGGGAAGAAGGCACAGAGGAAGACAGCGGAGGAGUCAGACAGCGAGGAAGACUACAGCUCGGACCCCGAUGAGGACGACGAAGAUGAGCAUGCCGAGGAGCACCCGCCCCCGCCGGCCACUGCUUCCUGGUCCAGCGACCAUAAUUACAUUGCAGUAACACCAGAAAAGACUACACCCAUAUCACCAACAGUGUUAAACAGAAAGUCUUCUCCCAAAGAAGAGAAGCAGAGCGAGAAAGAGCCAACGCCAGCUCCUGAGAAGUCGUCGGCAUCUGCGGCACCGAGCAAAGGGAAGAAGUCGUCCCCGACUAAUAAAGCAGCAAAGGUUUCCCCCAAAGGCAAGAAGACCUCCCUUCAAGCUGCCAACUCGAAGGCAUCCAAGAAGCCUGUGAUGCCCCCGGCAAAACCUUCAGUAAAGUCCAAGAAGCCAGGCCCAUCGCCCGCUCCUACCCCUUCUCCCUUCCCUCCGGGUCCAAUUCACGUCACAGGGGCCCUGAGAGUCACCAAGACCAACUUCACCAUUCCUAAAAAGCAGCCUCAGCCAAAGGAUACGAGUUCCCAAAAUCAGUCGUCCUCAUCCUCAAGAGUCGCAUCUUCUCCAGUGUCCUCAGCUCCUUCUAGCCACUCUUCAUCUUCCAGAUCUUCACAUCCACCUGCUUCAACGCCCCCCAUUUCCCCCAUGCGGCCUCCACCCAAUAAUCAGAUGAGACAGAACAUCCGCCGCUCACUAACAGACAUCCUUUUUAAGAGAGUGAGUGACAGCGAUGAUCUGAAAAUGACCGAGAGUGAGGUGGGAAGACUGGCUGUUGGCAUUGAGAAGGAAAUGUUUAACCUCUGCCUGAGCACUGACAGCAAGUACAAGAACAAAUACCGGACCCUCAUGUUCAACCUGAAGGACCCUAAAAACAAAGGCUUGUUCUACAGGGUGAUCGGUGGGGAGCUCACUCCCUUCAGACUGGUGAGACUAAGUGCUGAAGAGUUGCUUUCCAAAGAGAUAUCCGAGUGGAGGAAGCCUGAUGCUCCUGAGGGUCAGUCCCCCAGUGGCAGGGCCCAUUCAGGCCAGUCCAAACUGGGAAACAGGCAUGACUCCAGCUCCCACAGUGUGGAUAUGGAGGAUGCUCCACCAACAUCUGAUGCAGAUGUAUGUAUUUCUGCCACCACUUCAGCUUCUCGCAUGGCUUCUGCUACAGACCAAGAUGAGUCUGGCUUCACUGCCUCGGCUUCAGCUCAGUCCUCUGCAUCUGACGGGAAUAACACGGUGGACAUUUUCAGCAGCAUGCUUAAAGACACCACUGCUGAACACAGGACUCAUCUGUUUGACCUCAACUGUAAAAUAUGCACAGGACAGAAAACAGAAGAUGAGCCUGCAGCCAAAAAAGCCAGACUCGCCAAGAAACCUGAUACAAAGACCUCGAGACAUGAGUCACUUCUGUCCAGGUCCGGAGACGUCCCUCCUGUCAGCCAAGCGCAGGGCUCCACAACCUACCAACACCAGGAUCCUGGAACAUACCAGCAUCCAGCCCCUCCAUCCUUCCAGCCCAAUGUGGAGUCAGCUGUUCCAGAGAACCUCAACAAGAUGGCGGCUCCAACUCACACCCCUCCACCCGUCACCCCCGCUGUCUCCUCUGUCAGCAUCACCCGCAGAGACCCUCGCAUGGCCAGGCACACCUCCGGGGUGAAUGUCACUCAAACGGCUGCAGAGAAAGCCAGCAGCAGUGCAGCAGAAGUGCUCCCAGCACCUGUCAGCAUCCCAGUGGAGGCUGCAGCUAAAGCCCUUCUACCGAUGCCCCCAGCUCCACCCACAGCUCCGCCCACAUCACUGACUCUCACCAAAGCUUCAAAAACAAGUGCACCUGAGCCGCCUCCCGAGGGAGAAACAGCCAUCUUCCUCCAUAGUCAAGAGAAGAUAUGGAAAGGAUUUGUCAACAUGCAGUCAGUUGCUAAGUUUGUGACCAAAGCUUACCUGGUAUCAGGAUCCUUUGAGCACCUGAAAGAGGAUUUACCGGACACCAUUCAUGUGGGAGGCAGGAUCGCUCCCAGCACUGUGUGGGACUACGUUGGGAAGCUGAAAACUUCACUUUCCAAGGAGCUGUGUUUGAUCCGUUUCCACCCAGCAACAGAAGAAGAGGAGGUAGCAUAUGUCUCCCUCUACUCUUACUUCAGCAGCAGAAAAAAAUUUGGCGUGGUUGCCAACAACAACCGCCGCAUCAAAGACCUCUAUCUCAUCCCACUCAGCUCAAAGGACCCGUUACCCUCCAAACUGUUACCCUUUGAUGGGCCAGGGCUUGAACCAGCGCGUCCCAACCUCCUCCUGGGUCUGCUGAUCUGCCAGAAGGACCGAAAACGUGCAGGUGCUCCGUUGGAAAGCGAGGAGAAGCGCUCAAAGACUCAAACCAAAGACGUAGAUGAAACUGGACUUCCAAAACCAUCUCCCUCUGUCAGAGCAGAAAGGAGCUUAAGACAGAGUCUUGAAAUCCCCUUCAGCACGACUCCGCCAGGGUCACCUCCAUCUAGCUCUGAGGCCUCCAGCAACACCGUAGUGUCCUCAGUUCUUUCCCUCCUGUCGUCGGUUAAAGCUUCAGCCGCAUCCAUGGGCACCGGCAGGGAUUCUCCAUCCACAUCCUGCUCCGUUGCUGCCUCCGUAGCAGCUGCCAAUCCUCUUCAAACAAUCCUUAACACGCUUUUCAAAAAGAAACACGACUCGGACGCUUCCAAUUCUCCAUCUGAUCAAGCUGGGGAGCUGAGCGCCCCUGCCACAAUGAUAGACCCCAUUGUGCGGCAGUAUGCGCAGAAUCCUAAGGAGAAAUCAGCUGAGGAAGAUGAAGAUGACAGGCCAUAUGACCCAGAAGAGGAAUAUGAUCCCAGCAGAGGCUAUAACGUGCCCAAUAAGCCAGUUGAGGUUGUGAGCAAACCUGUGGUCUCAAAGCACCCCGAGGUGGCAGCAAGUGAAACCGAUGACGUGGCAUAUGACCCCGAGGAUGACUCUAUUUUUGAAGUGGUCAAAACUUCAGCACCUAGUCAAGCUAAGCCGGCAACAGAAUGUGUAAAUGACCCAAAAAAGAUCCUGGAGAACCUUAAAAAGAUGGGAGAUCAGGCUUUGCAGAAACAUGCAGAACAGAAAACGUCAUCCACCGGGACGUCUGCUGCCUCAUCGGUGCUGCCAAACACACUCGUAACCCAACCCGCCCAAUCCCUUUUGGCUGGAAAUCAGCUGCUUCAGCUUGGAAAAAAGGUUGAAGAACUAGUGAAGUCUACAUCAGCUUCUCCCUUGAUCAACCAGAGGAGAGACCCCAGACAGAGCAGGGAUCCUCGCUAUCCUACGGGUGGAAAUAAACCCUCAGAUGAACCAGAGGACAAAGAGGAGCCUCCUGCUUUGUCCGCUGAACCUGCUCCUCCCUCACAGCCUGAACCACAGCAACCCGGUGCAGCUGAACUUACAGAUUCCUCGCAAAGCCCAGAGGUAUUUCAGCCUGAAGAGGAGGUGAAAAGUGAGGCUCUACCCUUCAUGCAGUCGGACCAGGAAGAGGUGUUGAUUCCUUUACUAGGAGAGGAGGUGGAACCUGAUUUGGAGGCCAGCUACAUGGAUGAAAAAGAAGAGAAAACCGAGGAAGUGGCUGAUACAGAGAUGGACAAAUACAGUCUUUGGCCAAAUGCUGCAAGUAUUUUAAAAGCUAAUGAGGACUCGGAGUAUGAGGAAAAUAGCCAAGAUGCACCCACUUCUUAUUACAGAGAGUCUGCAGACAUGUCCACCAUAACUUCCACCAUCCCAGUUCUCACUCAGAGCACUAUGGCUGACUCCCAGUCCCGUCACAUGCCGCAUCACAUGUCUGCGCCAGGCUUCGAUAACGAGUACAGAACCACAGCUGACAUUCCCCCACAGUCCAGCUUCCCCGCUCCCCAGACCAUGAUAAUGAGGCCUCCACCCAUGCCAGGUCCUCCUCCCAUGUCAGGCCCUCCUCCGAUGCAGGGGCCCCCUCUACCAGUCCACGUUCCUCCACCUGUACGCAGUCUUCCUCCAAUGCAAGGUGACAGCAGUCAGCAAUACGGCCCACCUCCGUCCUCGUACCCCCCCUACCAAAGCCAGUGGCCAAGCACCCAGCAGCAGGCACCUCCUGGACCACCUCCACAGAAUAUCAUGCCACCCAGGGGACCACUCCCUCCAUUCCCUCCAAUUGCUCAGAGAGGCCCCCUGCAACAAAUGUUUGAUCCCUCCAUCCCCCCUCAGCAUAUUGGACAAGGCCCCCCUCCAGGCUUGCCCCCACCUCCUGCAUUUGAUGGACAGAACAACUUACCUCCAAGAUUCUCUGGUCCUCCACCUCCAUUUAGUUUCCCUGCAGGCAGAGCCCCCCCUCCACCUUUCACAGCACCACCUGGUCACUUUGAUAACAGACUUCCUCCUCCAGCCCUCUUUUCAGGGCCCAGGGGUCCCCCACCAGCUCAGUAUGGUGACCAGCAGUAUAGCAAAGAUUCUCCCAGUAACGCGUUCAAAGCAAACCUGGACCAGAAUCCAAACCCACUCCAAAUGUUUAAGGACAAUCAGGGUCCCCCUCCGGGCCCAGCAUACCGGGCCCCUCCUCCCAUCCAGUAUGAGGACAGACGAGGUUCACUUCCCAGUGGGGAGAUGGGUGGACCGCUCUUCACGCCACAAAACCAAUAUGGGAGCUCCAGGUUGUCAUCUUCACCACCACACCGAGGGUCUUACGAUGAGCACCGGGGCCCCUCGGCUCAAGAAAAUAGAUCCCUCGCUUCUCAGCCGUUCGGCGGAUCAGAGCGGUACCGCUUUGACUGGCCGUCAGAUGAGCACAGAGCCACUCGCCACGGUGGGCCUCUGCUGCCGACCCCUACAGACGGACCCCUCGGUCCUUCCAAUCGCCAUGGCGCCAGCAGCCCAGACCUACACAGAGAGGACCUAUGGCGCCGCCAUUCUCCUGAAAUGAGGAGGAGAAGCAGCAACACCCACGAGGACCCAGACCGUCGCAGUGGAGAGCGUUUUAGUCGCUUUGAACUCGGUCCCGGCUCCUCGCAGUCCUCCGAGGAGAGGCAGAAAGAGCCGUCUGAGGACCGGCGAAGGAAUAGGGAGAAGGAAGUCCCUCAUGGUGGCAGGCCAUCAUGGGACAGGGGGCAGAGUAGGCAGUGGAGCCGAGAGCGAGAGUGGGACAGAGGAAGAGAACGGGAGCGGGACCAGGAGCGAGGACGGGAAAGAGACCGAAGCAGAGGGAGGGACAGCGAGAAGCAAAGAGAGACUGAAGGAGAGCGGCACAAGGAUCCAGACUUGGACAAGAGGAGAGACAGAGAGAGAGACAGGGAAAGGGACAGAGACCGAGUGAGGGAUUCUGACCGGAAGGACUACGACCGGGACAGGGCGAGAAACCGGGACAGAGAACGAGAACGUGAGCGAGACCGAAGACGUGACAGAUCCAGAAGCAGGGACCGAGACCGGGACAGGGAACGUGGGAAAGACCGGGGCAGGGACAGAGACAGGGACCGGGACAGAGACAGGGAUAGGGACAGGGACCGGGACAAAGACAGAGACAGGGACCGGGAAAGAGAUAGGGAGAGGGAUAGGGACAGAGAUAGGGAGAGGGACAGGGAGAAGGAGAGAGACCGUGACAAAGACAGAGAUCGAAGGGAAAAGAGCAAAAGCAGAGAAAAGGACAGAAAGGACAGUAAAUACGAGACAAGCAAGGACAAAGCUAAAACAGCAGAAAAUGACAAGAACACGUCCUAGUCCCUGAUUGGUGGACACGCUGUCUCUGAUUGGUGGACACGCUGUCUCUGAUUGGUUGACACGCUGUCUCUGAUUGGUGGACACGCUGUCUCUGAUUGGUGGACACGGUAUCUCUGAUUGGUUGACACGCUGUCUCUGAUUGGUGGACACGCUGUCUCUGAUUGGUGGACACGGUGUCUCUGAUUGGUUGACACGGUGUCUCUGAUUGGUGGACACGCUGUCUCUGAUUGGUGGACACGCUGUCUCUGAUUGGUGGACACGCUGUCUCUGAUUGGUGGACAUUGUGGUCGAGAAUCAAUCUAAAUGUAGACGAGCAGCAUUUUGUUAAGUUUCACUUCUGUUCCUGCUAGAAAGAAAAAAAAAACACGUUUGUAUUUUGUCACUUUAAAGUUUCUACUUUUUUUUUACCUUUGAAAACAAAAACAAGGACAAUAAAUACUAAGCAGGCUGUUUUCCUAUGACAUGUACCUUCUUGUUAAAGCAUUUUUAAAAGAAAAAUAAUGUAACUGAUUAACAACCAUAACAGGAUGUAAAUAUGAACAUAUUUGUAUAUAUGCUGAUGUUUUUAAUCCUACCUUUUCUAAGUGGAGAAAAUAAAAGCCAUAUAUCUGAGAUGGUCAAUGUGAACGUUAAGGCAACACUGGAGACAUGAAUGUGUCUGUUCAGCAGCUUUGAGCUAAAAGGCUUCUUCUAUCUACAGUAUUCACCCCAUAAGUAGUUGAUGUUGAUGAAAUGUCCAGAUUUAGUUUCAGAUCAAUCAAUUAAACCUGUUUGGUGAAA